This is a messenger RNA of Caenorhabditis briggsae, 1152 nucleotides long. RefSeq names its product Protein CBR-SEC-20 (gene Cbr-sec-20). Bases 1 to 1152 code for a protein of 383 amino acids. The record is from RefSeq and is a predicted model, not a curated record. The transcript has 6 exons. Gene Ontology annotation, molecular function: protein binding. Lineage: Eukaryota; Metazoa; Nematoda; Chromadorea; Rhabditida; Rhabditidae.
AUGGUUGAAACGCUGAAAAAUCCACGUCUGAAAAUCGAGGAAGCCGAGAGCUCGCAUCUCGAGCUCAACCGGUUAUAUGGGAUAACGAAGGAGAAAGUGGAAGCUGUGAAAAUUGGAAACUCAUCGAACGACUCGAAACAGCUGAAAAACGACGUCAAGGAGGCGCAACGUCUUCUGCGAACGAUGCAGACGAAAAUUUCGCAUCUGAAGACGUUGGCGAAAGAAAUUCCCUCGCUUAGCGAUCGAAAAAUCAUUGAAAUCCACGUGUUGAGCCACGAAAAACAGAUGGUACAUCUUCAGAAAAAGCUGAAAGAGGGCGCAGACGACGUUGGCAAAGAUAUAGCCGCCGAUGAGCGACGAUCGUUGUUGAUGACGCGCGAUGGGAAGAUGGCGACGGGAAAUAUCAAAAUAACCAGUCAUGAAGAGAGAGCCACACGUCUUCAAGACCUCGUCGCGCGGAUGUCACAGCAAGUCGAUAGUGGAGAGCAAGCGAUGAGCUCGCUGGUACACUCCUCUUCGGUUUUAGGGCAGACACAAGCGGAAUAUGAUAAUCAGAAAGGGCAUAUAAUGAUGACGUCCACGCCUUCAGAAAAGUCAAUGGUAGAGCUGGUCCAUGAGCUCGCGGGACUUCUCCGUGAAACAAAAGAUGACGAAGCGAAACGUCUUCUGACACGUCAUCCGAAUCUCGUAGGCUUUAAAGACGAUUCUGGAAGAUCUACAGUACACUUCGCGGCGGUCGGAGGCAGUUUGCCACUUCUACAGUUUGCAAUUCUCAAUGAUUCUGAGAUGGCUGACAAGGAAGAUGAUCUCGGUUGGACCCCUCUGAUGAUUGCCAGCUCUGCUGGACGUGUGGAAGUCGUACGGUACCUCCUAGGCCUCUCAAAUGUCAAUGCGGCCCAUACCAACUCGAAUCGUCAGAGUAGUCUUCAUUAUGCUUGCAGUAAAAACCAUGUGGAAAUUGCAAAAUUGCUCAUUGAGGCUGCUCCGGAGGCCGUAAACUUGCCUGAUAAGUUUGGAGCAACUGCGCUCCAUCGAGCGUCUUCUCGGGGCAAUGAUGUGAUUGUUAGAGCGCUGAUUGGCAGUGGAAAGUGUAGUUUGGACAGGCAGGAUAGCGAAGGGAACACUGCACUGUUAGUGGUUCAAAUAUUCUGA